CCUUUUCCGCCCACUCCCCCCUCCCCCCGAGCGCCGCUCCGGCAGCACCGCGCUCGCUCUGAGCUCCGUGCUCCUAAGCUAGUGCCACCGUUGUCUCCCUCCAGUCGCCAUCAUGAUCAUCUACCGGGACCUCAUCAGCCAUGAUGAGAUGUUCUCCGACAUCUACAAGAUCCGGGAGGUUGCCGACGGGCUGUGUCUGGAGGUGGAGGGGAAGAUGGUCAGUAGGACAGAGGGUAACAUUGAUGACUCGCUCAUUGGUGGAAAUGCCUCCGCUGAAGGCCCCGAGGGCGAAGGUACCAAAGGCACAGUAGUCACUGGUGUGGAUAUUGUCAUGAACCAUCACUUGCAGGAAACCAGCUUCACAAAAGAAGCCUACAAGAAGUACAUCAAAGAUUACAUAAAGUCAAUCAAAGGGAAGCUUGAAGAACAGAGACCAGAAAGAGUAAAACCUUUUAUGACAGGGGCUGCAGAACAAAUCGAGCAUAUCCUUGCUAAUUUCAAAAACUAUCAGUUCUUUAUUGGUGAAAACAUGAAUCCAGAUGGCAUGGUUGCUCUGCUGGACUACCGCGAGGAUGGUGUGACCCCGUAUAUGAUUUUCUUUAAGGAUGGUCUAGAAAUGGAAAAAUGUUAACAGAUUUGGCUGUUUGGAUCUGUCACCUGCUCGUCAUAACUGGCUGGCUGCUGCUGUUCAUCCACACGACACCAGGACUUAGACAAAUGGGACUGAUGGCAUCUUGAGCUCUUCGUUUUGAUGUUGAUUUGUUUGGAGCGGAGGCAUUGAUUUGAGGAAAAAAAAAAA
Balaenoptera musculus (blue whale) is the source of this 799-nucleotide messenger RNA. RefSeq names its product translationally-controlled tumor protein-like. Gene Ontology annotation, cellular component: cytoplasm. The transcript has a single exon. Gene Ontology annotation, molecular function: calcium ion binding. The record is from RefSeq and is a predicted model, not a curated record. Lineage: Eukaryota; Metazoa; Chordata; Mammalia; Artiodactyla; Balaenopteridae. Bases 113 to 631 code for a protein of 172 amino acids.